AUGACCUCGAACGACCGCCACGCCUCCCACGAUUCUCCCUACCGCACCGGUCGCCACAUCCCCCUGCCCCAGAGCCGUCAUGCACCCCUCACAUCCAUCGCUGCCUCCGCUGCCGAGUCCCGAGCAGACCUCUCCUCUCCAUACUCGCACGAUGAGCCCGCCACAAGCAAUGGCUUCAUCGGCUCUCCCAAGGGCCCAAUCUCCCCUAGCUCCCCCUACUCGCCCGGAAUGCGUUCCCUAAGUCGCCAAGCCACUGCCGAUUCCGACACGUUUGACAAGGGCCCCAAUGGAGAGAUCCAGAUGCAGGACUUUGCCGCAGGCCUUCCCCCGCCGCCGCCGCCUUCGCACUCGUGGAAGCGCAUCGACCGUUGGGCCGAGGAUCACUACGAGGAGCUCUUCGACCAGCUCUGUGAAGGUGCCACCGCGAAUGACGUGAACGAGUUGGAGCAUGAGUUGGAUGCCACAUUGCCACAGGAUGUCCGCGAGUCGUUGCAGAUCCACGACGGCCAGGAGCGUGGUGGUCUCCCAACGGGUGUUAUCUUUGGCUGCAUGUUGCUAGACUGUGAGGAAAUCGUGAUGGAGUGGAUGAACUGGCGAAAGGUCGCCGACGAGUUCCUCAACUCGAAACCAGACUUCCGGACUCCCCAGAUCCCCGUCAAGGCGUUUGCCGGGUCAUCGACCGCACCGCCGGUCGCCGACGUUCCCAAGGCCAGCAACCCGCUCUGGAGACAGGAUCUUCUCGCUCGCCAGGACUCCCAGCCUCCCAACACUGUCCAGAAGGCCUAUGCCCACCCUGCUUGGAUUCCUCUCGCCCGCGACUGGGGAGGCAACUACCUCGCCGUCGAUCUCGCCCCUGGCCCGGCUGGUGAGUGGGGUCAGAUAAUUAUCUAUGGCCGUGAUUACGAUUGCAAAUAUGUCGUUGCUCGCUCAUGGGGAGCACUACUGGCCAUGGUUGCAGAUGACAUCGGCUCGGACAAGGUUCACAUCGACGAAGACUCUGGUGAAUUGAAGCUUCUCGAGUUUAAGAAGCGACAGAACGUCGAGCCCCCCUAUCUUGAGAUUCUCCGCUGGCGCUGCGACCAGAAGCACGGGCGACGACCGCCUAAGAGGCGCCCCCAGAGCCAGCUUCGUGUCAAUUCGAACGUACCCGGGGCGGCAGGCCCAAGCAGCACAGGAAGCAGCCCAUACUCGAGCCCAGUGAUCGGCCCCGAAGAGCGCGGCCGAAGCCCCCAUCGUCUGUCCCAAAAGGCCAAAGGCAUUAGCCCAAGAGGCAAGCUCUCGAGUCCAUUGGCAAGGGUUGCCGAAGAGGUUCCCCAGCCUAUUCGUGUCCACACCGAUCUGGACGCCAAAGCCGGAGCAGCAGAUAACCUAAUUUCCGUGGACACUCCUCGACCGAGUGAUGACUUACCUACAGCAAGGGCCAGCCUGAGCAGCGAUAAGGAGAACAAGGAGAACAAGGAGAAGCCCCGCCCUGGAUCUCUCAAGAGCCCGGUUGCAGACGCCUCCGAACUCAAGACGGUGGAGAUAUAG
Aaosphaeria arxii CBS 175.79 is the source of this 1530-nucleotide messenger RNA. RefSeq names its product cell wall assembly and cell proliferation coordinating protein. Gene Ontology annotation, cellular component: mating projection tip. Bases 1 to 1530 code for a protein of 509 amino acids. The record is from RefSeq and is a predicted model, not a curated record. The transcript has a single exon. Gene Ontology annotation, biological process: cell wall biogenesis; regulation of fungal-type cell wall biogenesis. Lineage: Eukaryota; Fungi; Ascomycota; Dothideomycetes; Pleosporales.